AGCGGAAUAAAGCGUGUCACUGGCGGCUUGCCGUAGUGCUGUGACGUAGGCGGAAAAAGUUUUGUUUUGGGAAAACAAGCAUGGAAGCCGGUGAAGUGACGGGAAAGAAUAGCUCCUCAAAAUCCAAAAAGAAAGGUGGAAAGGGAGCCGAAGCGAUUUCAGCAGCCCAUGAGGCGAGAAGGAGGGAAGCCAUUAAAGAUGCGCUCAGACAGAAGCUGGAGUUGGAGCGCAGAGCCCUGCACGUGGUCGAGCGCUUGGUGGAAGAGGACAACGUGACAGAGCAGUUCCUCAUCGACUGUGCAUGGUACAUCACUUCUAUCAAUUACAAAGACACAGUGGAAGAGCGGUCCAUUGCCAAACUGUGUGGAUACCCUGUGUGUCCAAAUAAACUAACCAAUGUGCCCACUCAACAGUUUAAAAUAUCCACCAAAACUAAUAGAGUCUAUGAUAUUACAGAGCGCAAGUGCUUCUGUUGUAAUUUCUGCUACAAAGCCUCCAAAUGUUUUGAGUUCCAGAUAUCAAAAACUCCACUUUGGCUCAGAAAGGAGGAGAGGCCUCCUGAGGUUAAGCUGAUGAAAGAAGGAGACGGAGGCAGCUCAGGACAGGAGAUAAAGUUGGUAGACAAGCCUUUAAAAAAAGCCGACAUUGAGAAUCCCGUCGCAGACAUUCCUGAGUCUUACAAAGACUCUCCUCCCUUCAGCCAGAGUGACAACAGCGACAUUGAGCAAGACUUUGUCUCCAGUGUGGUGUCCAGACAGAGUAAACAAGCAAGGGUUCACUGGGGAAAGCUGCCAAAGAGGGAUGGAGCGAGUGAGGAUGAGUCCAGUGCUGAAAUUAAGCAAUAUGCACAUCCUGAACCUUCACAAAGUGAAAAUAUUGAUGAAAGUGGAUCUUCACAAACUCCUCAACCACAGAAAGACCCAACCGACUGUCUACCUAAACUGGAUAAAACCACAUCUGCAGAAUCUGAUAUUAAAGGCACUCUGGAGCUUUUGAAUCGGUGUAGUCUGAAGGACGCUGCAACCCAAGAGGAAACUAACCUCCCUUCACAGCCUGAGAUUGUAAACUCCCUCCCUGCCGCUGGUGCUCUGAACAUCACUCAGGUGGGCAUGAGUAAGAGAGGAGCUGCAGGCCUCAAAGGAUUGUUGAAGGAUCAUAACAGAGCUAAAACAACUCCUACAGCCGUCAAUCUGUGCCUUCUAGAGCGUCUACGACAAACCUUUACGGAGUGGAGAACUGAGGAAACUAUGAAGUUUCUUUAUGGGCCUGAAUAUGUUUCAGGAACAGAGGCUACAGCACAGGAGGCGGAGGAACUGGAUGAAGAUGACCUGGAUGAGGCUGAGGUGGAGCUGGGCUUGAGACCGGACAGUGGAAGUUCUUUCACACCCAGAGCUCCUGCUCCUGAUAUUGAGACACUGCGGAAAGAGACAGCGUCGCUGGGGCUGAGAGUGAGGGAGGUUUAUGAAGGAGUGUGUGUUCUGCCUGGAGAGCUUAAGACGGAUGCCAUCAAAGAGACUGAAGAUAUACAGGAAAGUGGGAAGGACAAGGACCCUCCUCUGCCUUUGGUUGAUUCUCAUGCACAGCACCUGAUUCAGAAACGUAUUGUUGUGGAGAAACUCAGCCGGAGCUUGAGAGAUGUUGUGGGACCCCUGUGUCUAACAAUAAGUGAUGUCAUCAAUAACAUAAAUAAUCUGGUCAGGACAUUCAGGUUUACAAACACAAAUAUCAUUCACAAAAGCCCAGAGUGGACUCUGAUCGCCGUGGUUCUUCUGUCUGUGUUAACAGAAGUGUCACCAUUGCUGAAAGAGUCACUGGCAAGUCUGUCUUCGUUGGAGUACAUCACCUCUCUCAUGAGCGAGCUGAAACUGGAGGACAAAGAUCUACACAACCUCGUGCUGCUCUUCAAACCCUGUGUUGCUCCAAUAACAAUGUACAGCACACACAUGUAGAAUUUAUAAUAAAAGCCUAAUA
Molecule: messenger RNA, 1971 nt
Organism: Rhinichthys klamathensis goyatoka
Lineage: Eukaryota; Metazoa; Chordata; Actinopteri; Cypriniformes; Leuciscidae
Gene: rpap2
Product: RNA polymerase II associated protein 2
Exons: 12
Coding region: 81-1949 (622 amino acids)
Cellular component (GO): nucleus; cytoplasm
Molecular function (GO): RNA polymerase core enzyme binding; RNA polymerase II CTD heptapeptide repeat phosphatase activity
Source: RefSeq, a predicted model, not a curated record